AUGCCCACCAAAUUCACCAUCGCAGUCUUCGUCGGUGACCCCGUCGACUUCGUCAAAUUCCGCCAUGUAGCCAUCCACAUCCGGUUUGCUGACGGCGAAGACAACCUGGUGCAUGUGGUGGGCGCUCACCCAUUCUUCAUCUUCACCAACGAAGAGAGGGAUCCCACGACCACGAGGCAGCUGGCCGUUCUGAUCCCCGUGGCAUCGGCCCCCGAUACCAUCGCCAAGCGGGCCAUCCAAAAGGCCUGUGCAGCAACCCCCGUGCGGAAUGAUCUGCACCACCAGGACUGGAAUUGCCAGAACUGGGUGGGCGAGGCUCUCUCGGAGUUGGUGGAAAUUGGCUGUGUUACGGAAGAGCAACGGUCAGCGGCGAUUGCUCAGAUGAUGGAUGCUUGUUUGGAGGCAAAAGAUGAGCCUUGA
Molecule: messenger RNA, 420 nt
Organism: Penicillium alfredii
Lineage: Eukaryota; Fungi; Ascomycota; Eurotiomycetes; Eurotiales; Aspergillaceae
Exons: 1
Coding region: 1-420 (139 amino acids)
Source: RefSeq, a predicted model, not a curated record